Dermatophagoides pteronyssinus (European house dust mite) is the source of this 11601-nucleotide messenger RNA. Its product is annotated as KICSTOR complex protein SZT2-like. NCBI's taxonomy places the organism in Eukaryota, Metazoa, Arthropoda, Arachnida, Sarcoptiformes, Pyroglyphidae. Gene Ontology annotation, cellular component: peroxisome. The record is from RefSeq and is a predicted model, not a curated record.
ACCGAAAUUUUUUCCCGAUCAAAAUCAGAUGAAAAAACUUUCCGGUUUUUGUUCGGUAAUUAUAGAUUCGGAAAAAAAUCAUCAACAACAAAUGAAUGUCCUUCUAAAAUGGACCAAAUUGAUCAAAAUUCCAAUGAUCAUCAUGAUGGUGAUGAUCAUGUUGAAGCUAAACAUGUUUAUGUUCUAUUAACGGAUCGUUACCGUAUUUCUCGAAACAUUCGUGUCGAAUGGUUUCUUGAUAAUUUAAAUAAAAAUUUUCCAUCAUUAUCCAAACGUAAAUUGACGGAUUUUCAAAAUGAAAUUGAUAUUAUAUCGUUUGUUACAUCAUCAUCAGAUGAUAAUAAAUAUGAAUUUCAAACAACAACAACAACAACAACCGCAAAUCGUUUGGAACAACAACAACAACAACAACAAAAUGAAAAUUGCAAAUUCCGAAUUAGUUGUGAUACAAAAUUUACAUUUUUUUCAAGAAAAUAUUGUUUUGUUUUCAUAUUGGAUAUGUCAACAUCGGUUGCCAAUGUUGAUAUACAACAUUCAACCAUUUUAACCGAUGAAUUAUAUGAUGUAUUGGCAAAAUGUUUAACCAAUAUUGUUAAACCAUUUUAUGUUCCUGGUUCGAAAUUUUUAUUUCAACCAGAAAUCUAUUUAACAAUUGUUGCAUAUUUACCAUUCUAUUCAUUAGAUGUUAAUAAUGUUAUUGUACAUGGAUUUAAAUUAACAAUGGAUAAUAUCGAUAGAUUAUUACAAAAAGUUUUCGAACGUAUAUAUUACUAUAUUGAAUUAUUAAGUCAAAAUAUAUGUUCGGAAAAUUUUCAUGAUCAAUAUGUUUAUCGUCAACAAUGGCGUACGAUUGUACCGGCAAAUCUAUCAUUAAUAAACAUGAUUCGAUUUGGUCUGCUGUCAUUGAAUCUUUUACCUGAAAAUAGUCAUCAAGGUAUUGUUAUUGUAACCGAUGGUAAUACAAGUUUUUCCGAUGCCCAUACUUUGGAAUCAGCAUUAGCACAGCUAAGACUUAGUAUGAUAUCAUGUUCAUUCAUACAUAUUGGUAGUCCACCACAUCCAGAUUCAGCAUUAGGUUAUGUACCUUAUAUUGAUUUUAUGAAUUUUAUAUCACAAGCAACAUUUGGUGCUUAUUUAUCGAUUAGUUCAGAUUAUGAUGAUGAUGAUGAUCAAACAACGGAGAAUAAUAAUUUCAAUGUAUUUCAUCGUGCUUUUUUUGUCUACAGUUUUAAUCAUGGUCGUUCAAGUUUUACAAAAUGUUUACGUUCACGGCGAAAAUCUUCAUCAUCGACAACAUCGACAAACAUAUGGGUUAUUAAUAAUCCAUAUUUCUAUUCGAAUCAAGAUGAUGAUCAGGAUAAUAAUGUUUUUCGUAAUCAGAAAAAAGAUCAACAAUUAUUACGAAGGAAACAAUUGGAAAAUCAGAUAAAUGCAAAUUUUUCACAAAUACUUUCAUAUCGUUUACGUGAAGGUUUUACUAUAAAACGUGUAAAUCUAAAACAAUCGGAAAAUAUUAUUGAAAUAUUAUUAACAUUACCAUGGCGUCAUAAUGUUAAUAUUGAAUAUCAUAUAUCAGCUUAUUUUCAUCGAAACAAUCAUAAUAAUAAUAAUAAUCAGAAUGAAGAUAUUGGUGAUGAUAAUGAUGAAAAUUUUACAAAUUAUGAAGUUAUUGUUGAAAGUAAUUAUAAUUUUCUUCAUGAUGCAAGUUGUCAAAGAAAAAUGUUUAAAAGUCAAUUACGUUCAACAACAAUUAAACAAUUUUGUUCAACAAUUAAACAUUUUAAUGAUUCAAAUAAUCUGGGUAUACAUUUUCAUCAUUUUGCACGUAAUGAAAUUUAUCGUUCCAUACCUGAAUCAAUGCGUAAUGGUGUAUCAUUAUUUUAUUUACAACCAAAUAGUAAUGUACCUGAAGUAAGUGUACCAAAUGAAUUACAUUUAAAAUUUGCACAAUAUUGGAAACCAAUUUGUAUGUUAGAUGUAAACAUGUGUCAAAAAUCAUCACUGCAUACACAUCAAAUUAAUAUUCUAUUGAAACAUGAUUAUCCAUUACCUGAAUAUUUAUUUCAUCCAAAUCAAUUUGGUCGUUAUGAAACAAUACAAUGUAAACAAACAAUGUCCGUAUUGAAUGUUGUUUUAAAAGAAUGGAGUUCAUUUGUAUUGUUAGAAAAUCAUAGUUAUAUUAAAUUAAUAAAAGAAAAUGAUGAUGAUAAUGAUAAAUCAUAUUCAUUUUAUCUGAUACGGAUUAUUGCACAACCACCUUGUUUAGUAUUACAUCUUGCAUUUAUUGGUGGUACAAGUGGUUCAUUACGUAAUCAAAUUGUAAAUAAUCUUUCAAAAAAAUUACGUCAAUGUAAAUUACCACAAAGGAAUUUAUCAUCAUCAUUGGUACAGAAAUCAACUGGUCAAUCGACAACAUCGAAAACAACAAUAACCGUGCCAUCCAACAAUGUGAUUAAUAAUUCUGAUUCAAACAACGAUGACAACGAAGACGACGAUGAUGAUGAUAAUGUCAAUCAUGAUAGUUUAAAUAACGUAGAUGGUGAUGAAAAACAUUCAAACAUUGACCAUGAUGAUGAUAAUGAUAUAAAAAAUCAUAAUAAACGUAAUAGUUCAAAUAAUAAUAGUUUAUCUGUAAAUUGUUUUGUCAUCCUAAACCGGCCAAUCGAACGUAUGUUAAUACGUUAUGAAAAAAUACCAAAAGAUUUUUAUAGCUGUUAUAAAUAUGAAGAAGAUUUACGUUGUAAAAAUACUAUAACAUCAUAUGCAUCAUUAAAUAUGUUUCAAACAUUGGUUAGAUUUCUUUAUCAUCAACGUUUUAUUUGGUCAACAACAACAACAACAAAUGAUCCUGGUCAAUCGACAUUAUUAAAUAAUCGUUUAGAUAUAACAUCUAUUUCGAAAAUUUUAUCCGUUUUAACAUUAAAACGAAUACAAGAAGGUUUUACAUUAGCCUAUAAUGAAUGUGGUGUUGUUAAUCUGGUCAAAGAAUUAUUGAUGAAUGAUGAUGAUGGUGAUGAUAAUGGUGAAGAUGAUGAAGAUGAUGGCGGUAACAAACAACAGAAAUCAACAACAACAACAUUUCCAUGUCUUGUACAAUAUAUAAUAUUUCCAUCAAAUGUUGUUAUACGUAAUCAUCAUCAUCAUCAAAAUAAUAAUCAUAAUCAGAAUAAUAACGUACAGGAUGAAAAUAGCAAUGUUUUUGAUGAUGAAGAUGGUAAUAUGGUGGAUCAUCAUCAUCAUCAUCGUCAAAGACAUCAAAAUCAACAGCAGCAACAGAAAAAUGAUGAUCUUAUUGAUGAUAAAUUAUUUGGCCAGCAACAACAACAACAACAUUUAAUUGUAACCGAAUGUUGGAUUGAACCACAAAAUGGCAAUGCAUAUAAUAAUCAAUUAUCAUCAUCAUCAGCUAAUAAUCAACAUCAGCAACAAGAUAAUAAGAUUUUACCACUUACCUAUGAUCGUAUAUCAUCAUCGUUUUAUGAACGAGAUUUUGAAUUGGUAUCCGUAUUACUAACGUAUGAAUAUCUAGUAACAUCAACAUCAUCGGAUCGAUCAUCCAAAAUAACUUGUAGUCGACAACAAAAUCAACUGCCAAAUGAUGAUGAUGAUGAUGAUGAUGAUUAUCAUUCAAUAUCGAUACAAAGAUCAAAACAAUCAUCAAAACAACGUUUCAAACAUAUUCCAUUUAAAUUUAAUUUAUUAAGUUUAUUGGAUAAAAGUCAAUUGGCAUUGAUAAAAUUUCGUACAUUAUAUCAAUGGUUUAAUAUUUCGAACAAUGAUGAUGAUGGUGAAACACCUGAUCCAAAUAAUUGUACAAAUAUAAUGCUUUAUUCAGAAUUUAUAUAUAAAAUUUCGCAUUUAUAUGAUGAAAUUGAUUUUAAUCAUGAAGAAACAAUAUGUUUAAUACGGAAAACUAAUGAACGAUUAUCAAGAAAACAACGUCAUUGUUCAAAUGAUGAUAAUCAUGGUGAACAUGGUGUUAAUAAUAAUGAAUCAUUAUUAUUAUUUAGCCAUUUGGAUCAAUUACAAAAAGAUCAAUCAAUUAGAUUUCGUUGUUUUUGUAAACGAAUAUCCUCUGAUUGUAUUAUAAUAAUAUUAUUACCAUCAUCAUAUAAAGUAAUUAGACGUUUAACAUUUAUUGAACAACAACAACAAGAAAAGGUUAAUAAGAAAUUAAUUUAUGAUGAUCAACAUGAAAACAAGAAUAAUGAAAAUAAUGGACAACGUUAUGCAUCAUUAAUCAUACCGAUUAUAGUGCAUAAAAUAACAUUUCAAUCAUUAACAAAUAUAUUGUUAAAUAAUCCAAAUCUUAAUGAAUAUGAUUAUUAUUCAGAUUGGAAUAUUUUAUUUGAUUUUACGAAUGAUUGUUUGGAAUCACAACAAGCACCACCAGUAUCAAUGACUGGUCAACAUUAUUAUUAUGGUCAUCGUCGUCAAUCUUUGAAUAAUGACCAACAUCAACAACAACAACAAUCAAAAACAACUAUUGAAGAAAUUGCAUUAGAAUUAUUUACACAAUCAAUUGAAACAUUAUAUCGUAAUAGUUUUACGGAUGCAAUUUAUAAAUCAUUACGUUAUGAAUUUGAUUCAGAUGAUCGUGAUAUUCGUUUAGUAUUGGAAAAAAUUUGUCAUAAAACAUUUGAUUAUGUUGAUAUAACGGAUUUUUUAAUAUAUACUUGUCAACAUAUGAAACCAGUAAUCAAUGCUUAUUUUGAACGUUUUCCAAACAACAAUAUUUUCGAUUUACUUACAUAUGUUGCACGUAUUGUUGAUAUUGAUGUUAAUGAUGAUGAUCAUAACAACGAUAACAACGACAAUAACGAUAAUAAUGAUCAUUCAAAUAUUUUAACAUUACGGUUAUCAUCAACAACAUCAUCGAAUGAUGAUGAUGAUGAUGGUGAAGAAUCAUCAAAGAAUUCCAAUCAAAGUUGUAAUCAUAAUGAAUUAUUACGACAAAAUUUUCUUAAUCUUAUACAAUCACAAUUCACUUUGAUUCAAACACCACCAUCAAAUAGUUAUUAUUAUUAUGAUUAUGAAAAUAUACAAACAAAAAAAUUUACAUUAGAUGCAGAAAUGAUGUUAAAAAUGCAAAAAGAUGCUAAAAAAAAGAAAGAAUUAUUGAUUGAUUUUUAUACUAGAAUUGAUAAUGGUAAAAUUCAAAUGAUGAACGAUGAUGAUAUUAUUGAUGAUAUCGAUGUUGAUAUCGAUACUGAAACUAUCGAAACAAAUAAUGUUAAUAAUGAUGAUGAUGGUGAUCUAUUCAACAAAGAUCCAAGCCUAUUUCAAUCAUUAUUUUUAACACGUCCAUUUUUUAUUGGAUUUUUUUAUUCAAUAACAUUAAAAAAUGAUCAACAAAUAAGAAAAAUAUCAUCAAUACCAACAUGUUUAAUGGAUAUUAUAUCGAAAACAACUAAUAGUCAAAAUUGUAUUGAAUUGGAAACAUUUCGUGUAUUAUUAAAUAUUGAAAUUAUUACACAGGCAUUAGAACCGGAAGAAAUAUCAUCAAAUUGUUCAGUAAUAUCUGGUGGUGGUAUUGGAACCAAUAAUAAUAAUAAUAAUGUAAAUGAUCAAAUGGCUGAUAAUAUUGAACAAUCAGUACCAUGGAAUAAAUUAUUGGAUACAUUUCAAGUAUAUAAAUAUUUUGAAUUUUUUCAUCAAAUCAAAUGGAUGAUACGUGAUGAAAUUGUAUCAUUAUCACAUAAUUUAUUUCAAAUUUGUCCAAAAACAUUAGAAAUGGUUGUUGAACAUAUAAAACAUACUUGUAAAUCAAAUUUAUCAUUUUUUGAACGUAUGGAAUUGAAAUUUGUAUUUCCAUUGGAUGAAUAUCCGGAUUUUUUUAUUGAAUUUCGUAAUGAAUUGGGAAAAUUAGAAUUUUCAACAUUUUGCCUAUGUGAAUUGGGUCAAUAUUUUUAUGUUAUACAUAAUACAAAAUGUUCAACAAAUUUAUCAACGGAUACAAUGAUUUGUACUAGUUUAAAUAAUGAUAAUAUUGAUCAAUAUGAUGAUUAUAAUGAUAAUGAUGGUGAACAAAAACGAUUAAUAUUCAAUGAAGAAUUAUUUGAUCCACCAAAUGAAUCAUUAGUUGCUGUUUAUACAAUUGAAGAAUCAUUAUUAAAUUUUUCACCAAAUUUUUGGCUAAUAUUAUCAUUAGAAACAAUGGAUGAACAAAAUCGACAAAAUUAUGCUGCAUUAUAUUUUCAUUCACGACAAAACAUUUAUCUAUAUGGUUCGGAAAUAUUUAAACAAUUGAAAAAAUGUUUAGAAUUUUUAUGUAAAAAAUUUAAUCAAAAAUUUUUAUUAGAACGUUUAUUUGAAACAAAAAUCUGUGAUGAUUUACUUAUAUCGAAAGAAGAUCAAGAUCCAUUUAGUAAAAAUUGUGUACGUAGUACAUUAAAUAUAACACCAAUAAUAAAUUCAUGUGAAGGUAGUUUAAAUUAUGAUUUUGAUUAUGAUUAUGAUAAUAUAACAAUGAAAAUUCUGCGUACAAAUUUUCAAUCCGGUUCAUUCCAUUGUAAUGUUGUAUGGUAUAAACAUUUUCCAUUACACAGGCGUUUACAUUCACUUGGUCUGAAUACUAUACGUUCGGUAUUGAAUUCAUUUGUCAUAUCAAAUCGUAAUAAUUUAUUUGUUUAUCGUGAAAAAUCCAAUGCAAUUUUCUAUGUACGAAUGUAUGAAAUUGAAUGUAAUCGUGAUUCAUUUAGUGAUAAUUUUGAAUAUAAUUUAUCAUCGACAACAACAGAUGAUUUGGAUGAAAUGAAUGAUUAUUAUUAUUAUGAUAAUAUUAUUGUACCGAUUCCGUUAAAUUCUGCGAUAACAGCAACAACAACAGCGACAAAUGAAGAUUGUGAAUCAAAUAAUCGUUAUGAAUCGGAUAAUGAUUCAGUUAAUUCAUUGAAUGUUAAUCGUUCAACAACAACAAAUAUUUGUAUACCACAACAAUGUAUACUGAUGAAUGUACAUGGUAUUACUGAACCAAGUAAUGAAAUAAAAGAAGAUAUGGUUGCUGCUUUACAACGAAAAUUGGAUGAAGCCAUUCUGGAUAGUUUAAUAAUGAUGUUAGUACGUAAUCCACAUUCGAAAUUAACAUCACAAGAUGUUUGUUUUAUACAAGGACGUAAUUCACAAUUAAAAAAUUUUCAUUUUAUUAUUAAUGAAUCAUAUUAUCCAUAUAUAAAUAAUUUAAAAGGUUAUAUCAGACAGAAUUUAUCUCUAUAUUUUUAUAAUCCAAAAUAUUUGGAUCGUAAUCCAGAUUAUCAUUUUAAAUUAUUUAUUAAACAACGAUUUCAUUGUGUUAAAGAUGAAGAUAUAUUCUUAUUUCAUUGUCAAGAAGAAUCCGGAAAAGAUACUAAAGGUAUUGCUUGUAUAAUAUUUUCAAUUGUAUCACGUGAUCAAUCAACAUUAUCAUUGGAUUUAUUACCAAAAACAUUUCAAAUAACAACAAUGGAUAUUAAUGAUUUUGUUGGUGGUUAUUUUGAUUAUUUAGUCACUGUUUAUAAUCCUGUUUGUAUGAAUGAAAAUUUAAAUGUAAAAUUUUUUAUUAAUUUUCAAUUAUGGUAUGCCGGAAAAAUUGAUAUAAAAUUUUUAAAUCAAAAAUUACGUACAGUUAUUGUAAAUUCACUUUGGGAAUUUAAUUUAGAAUUUAAAGUUUUUAAAUUAUGUCAAUAUGAUGAUCAACAACAACAACCGCAGCAACAACAACAAUCACCAGUAAAUCCCUCAUAUGGUUCAAUGUCUGAACCAUCAACACCGAAAAAACAGCAGCCACCAUCAUUAUCGCAACAACAACAACAACCACCAUCAGCAACCCAAUCAGAAAAACGUGAACGACGUUCCGGUUUAUCGAAUGUAUCAUUGUCAAAACCACCACUUUUACAGAUUGGUGGUGAUGAUGAUGAUACUACUUUCAAUAAUAACAAAUUUGGUCAAUCAUCUUCAUCAAGUAUAAUUGAACAUUUGGAUAAUCAGGAAAAUUAUUUCAAUUUUUCAAAUAUUGAAAGCGUUGGCAGUAGUAGUCAAACUUAUCAGCCAUCAUCAUCAGCUAGUCCAUAUAAUCAUUUAUUACGAAUACAAGAUUAUCGUCAAAAAGAACUGAAUUGUUUAGCAAAUUUUUUACGUAUUGCAAUAAAACCAUGGUUAGAUUAUGGUAAACAAAUUGGUGUACAAUCCAUUAGUCGUUUAGAAUUUCGUGCACAAAUGAAACGUUCAAUAAUGACAAUUGUAAAAGAAUUUUCACAAUCAGAUUAUAUACAAAAAUUUGCUAAUGAUAUGCGUAUGCAUAUGCUUUCAACAUCAUCAUCUGGUUUACAUUAUUAUGAUUUUGAUCAAUUUUUAUCAUCCACUACUACUAAUGAUCAAACAAAUGAUGCGAAUACGGAUAAUAAUGAUGGAUCAAAUACCUAUAUGAUAUUACUACGGCAUGAAUCAUUAUGGAAAACACGUUAUCUACAUCAAACGGAAAAUUCAUUUGUACAGAAUUAUAUUCGUUCAAAAAUGUUUACAAAUAAAUUUGAUAUGAAUAAAUUUGAAUUUUUACCUUGUUUUUAUAAUCCAUAUUCAACAAUUAAUUCGGCUAGCAUUGGUGUUGGUGGUAAUACAAACAAAUCAAUGAAUGAUUCAAAUUUAGCAUUAAAUACUUCGGGUAUUGAAUUGAAAACACCAACAACAACAACCGCAGCUAAUGAUUGUAUGGACAAUGUACAAUGUAUAUCACCAAGACAAAAAUUCCUUCUACUUUAUAUUGAAGAUGAAAAAUUAAUUGUCUAUCUUUAUAAUUGGAAUACAAAUAUGAAUAAAACAAUUAUCGAUUGGUUUUCAAAAAUGUUUCUUUGGCAUAAUGCACGUAGUUUAUUAUUGAAAAGUUUAAUAUUACAAAAAGCCGGUAUAUUUCAUAAUACACCAUUUAAACGUUAUACAUUUGAAGAUUUAAUACAAAUGUCAAAUAUAUCAUUUAAAGAUGUUGUCUAUUUCGGUGGUGGCAGUGGUGGUGGUGCCGGUAGUAGUAGUGGUGGUGGUGGUGGCGCUAUUAAUCGUAAUAAAAAUAUCGGUCAAACAUUUUUUCUUAAUCCAGAUUUAUUAUUAAAAUAUGAAAAUCCAUUUCAAGCUUAUAAUGAAAAUAAAGAUCAAUUAAUUAGUCGAUUGGAUUUUCUACUAUUUGAAACAAAAAAUUAUGAUUAUAUUUUUUCACCAUUUGUUUAUCAUUUGAAUGAAAAAGAUCCUCAUCACAAUCAUCAACAACGUUCAAAUCUUUUUGAUCUAUUUCUUGGCCAAUUCAAUUCUGAUUAUAAUGUUUAUAUACGUGAUCUAAAGGAAAUAUCAAAAGUAUGGCAAAUACAUGGUACAAAACAUAAUUAUCCAACAAUGGAUAAAAUUAUUUAUUAUGUAAAAUCAUAUGGUCGAUUAAAUCAUUAUUGUUUAACACCAUUUUUAUUCAGUCAUAAAUGGCGUUUUAUAAUAUCAUUAAUACGUGAUCAUACAUUAUUAUCAUCAUCAUUAUCAUCAUUACAACAACAACAACCACGUAUUAGACAUAUGUCCGGUGGUAAUAUAUUAAGAUCAAUUAAUCAUAAUGAAAAUGAAUUUAUUUUUACUGGUAAACAACGUAAUCGAAGGAAGAGUGGUCCACCAAAUAUGUUGGAAAAUACAACAACAUCAUUAUCAUCUUCGCAAUCACACAACAAUCAAACAGCGACAACAACAACAUCGAUACUAACAAAUUCAAAUCAUACAACAUCGGAUGAAAGUUUGGAUAUGCUUGUUUGUCCACAUUAUAUACAAGAAUAUGUACAAUAUUUACAAAGUUUAGGUUUUAGUUCAAUUAAAUCACAAAAAGUUGUUAGUUUUCGUAAAAAUUUAGAUUUUGAACUAACAAAACAACAGCAAACAUAUGGCUAUGGUAAUCGAUAUAAAUAUUCGAAUGUUGGUUCGGGAAGAUUGAAAUCGAAUUAUCAUCACCACCAUCAUAAUUAUCAUCAUAACCACCACCACCAUCAUCAUCAUAAUCACCAUCAUCAGAAUAAAAAUGAAUAUGAAAAAUUUUAUCUAAUCAAAACGGUUAUAGGUGGAUUUUAUUUAUUUGAAAUUGGUUUUGCCGAACCAUUUGUUUAUAGUUAUCUAUAUUCAAUGGAUUCAAAACGUUUUUAUUCAUGGACAAAAAAUAAUUCCAAUUCGAAUAUGAUAAAUUUCCUGGAUGAAUUAGAUUCAAUCAAAGUUCGUAUGCAUCUACAUUCAUUUACAUAUGAUUAUCAUUUACGUACAAUACAUUCAUUUAUAUCUGGACGACAAUUAUUUCAACCUGGUUAUCAUUUAAUAUCAUUUCUUGAUGAUUUUAUACGUUAUUAUCAAAAAGCACCGAAUUAUGCUAGAAAUCAUGUUUAUACGGAUAAUCUUAUAUUUGAAUCACAAAAAAUUACAGCUGAUCAAUUAUAUAAUUACCUUAUAAAACAUAAUCAAAAUUAUGGUAUUAAUGUAUUUUCAAUGAAUACAACAAAUGCAUUCGAUCAGAUGACCGGUAUGAAUGAAGAAUAUGUACUAAUACGUUUAUCAACACAUCGUAUACCGUUUAUUGAUGAAAAUAAUAUACAACAAGAAGAUAAUUUUGAUGUUGCAUUAUUGAUUGCCAAUCAAAAAAUGAAUAAUGCUAGAAUAUUGAAACCAAGACAAUUAUGUUUGAAAUUUUAUCUAUUACUUACAUCACAACGUGAAUUAUUUCCAAAACUUUAUUCCGUUCGUUAUAAAGGACAAUUUAAAACAAUUCGUAUGCUUAAUAAUGGUGGAAAUAAUGAUCGUUCAUCAUCAUCAUCAUCAACAAUGAUCGAUGUUGAUGAUGUACAAUCAAAAAAUAUUAAUAAAUCUAUAUUGAUACAUAAUGUUCCAAUGGAUGAAACAGUUCAUAAUUCAAUCGAUAGAUCAAUUUAUACGGGAAUUUGUGAUGAAAAAAUCAAUUAUCUUGGUUAUUUUAAUGCACAUGAAAUUGUUAUGUUAGAAAUACUUGAACAAAAAGUAAAAGAAAUAAAAAAAUAUCUUGAAGAAACAAUUAAAACAGCUGAAAUUGAUUGUAGUCGUGAUUGUUUAUGGAAUAAUCUAAUGGGAUCAUUAAUGUUGUCUAAUGAAUCACAACAACAAAUAACAAUGGAUGAUUUUGAUGAAUUAUUAUCAUUAGUUAAAUCAAUACGUUUGGAUGAAUAUGAUUCAUCAUUAAUGCAAUUCAAUUCAUUUACUAGUCUUUGGUAUCGUACAUUAGCACAAAAAUUGGAAUUUAAAUUCGAUAAUAGAUGUCGUAAAUUUCAUCGUAAUACAUCGUUUAAGAUGGCCAUUUUAGAACCGAAUUGUAAAGAUUGUUUUAUAUUAUAUCAUUGGAAAAAUGCAACACCAUUUUUUGUUGAAUUUCGUAUCGUUUUCAAUCAACCACCAUCAACAAUUAUUGAUCAAAAUUUUUUCCGUCGCUGUGAUUCUGGAUAUCAUGUAUUGAUUGAAGAUUUUGUUAAUGCAUGUACCGCACAUAUGUGGACUAUGUUAUUAAGUUGAAUUUUAUAUUAUUAUUAUUAUAUUUUCCUAUUGAAUUUGAAUUAUUUUAUCAAAUAAAAAAAAAUUUUUGAAAAAAAA